This is a messenger RNA of Didymella exigua CBS 183.55, 393 nucleotides long. Its product is annotated as Profilin/allergen. Bases 1 to 393 code for a protein of 130 amino acids. Gene Ontology annotation, molecular function: actin monomer binding. The transcript has 5 exons. Gene Ontology annotation, cellular component: cell cortex. The record is from RefSeq and is a predicted model, not a curated record. NCBI's taxonomy places the organism in Eukaryota, Fungi, Ascomycota, Dothideomycetes, Pleosporales, Didymellaceae.
AUGUCCUGGCAAGCAUACGUCGACCAGAGCCUCGUCGGCACUGGCAACAUUGACAAGGCCGUCAUCUGCGAUGCCACCGGCCAGACAACUUGGGCCUCAUCCCCCGGCUUCUCCCUCACCCCCGCCGAGAUGGGCGCCAUCGCCGCGUCCUUCACCGACAAGAGCGAGCCCAAGGCGGUCAUCGCCAACGGCGUCAAGAUCAACGGCGAGAAGUACAUGACCAUUGAGGCAUCAGACGAUUCACUCAAGGCAAAGAAGGGCAAGGAAGGCGUCGUGGCCUACAAGACAACCCAAGCGCUCCUGAUCGCACACCACAAUGCCGACGUGCAGACGCCUAACGCCUUCAACAGCGUUGCCGAGCUGGGCGAGUACCUGAAGAAGGUCGGCUACUAG